GAACGCUGUACCUGCAUUGUCGGAGGCAAACGCUUACCUGGCUGCGUGGAUGACGACUGCGAAGCCACGGGCGGGAGGCAGCUGACAGCAAUUGAUGCGACCUACAUGGCUGUCAUUACGUUCUCCACGGUUGGCUUUGGCGACUUCACGCCAUCAACACACUUGGGCCGAACGUUGGGCUCGGCAUGGAUGAUCCUGGGCACGCUGGCCUUUGCCAACUUGGUUGGCGCGACGUCCCGCGUGCUGCGAGACGCCAAAACCGACAUUUUCAAGAAGCACCAGGUGACGAGAGACAUGUUCAAGAUCAUUGAUGAGGAUGGUACUGGCGUCAUCUCUCGCAUCGAGUUCAU
Molecule: messenger RNA, 350 nt
Organism: Symbiodinium pilosum
Lineage: Eukaryota; Dinophyceae; Suessiales; Symbiodiniaceae
Source: the annotation of a GenBank genome assembly